AUGCCUAGGGUGAAGCUCCCUCCGCGAACGCCAACGCCGCCUCCUGAUGAAGCCGCGCCGCGACCGCCGGUCGGACUUGGAUUUGAAGGCGAGCUGUCCGCUGGAGGGUUGGCAUUCGACCCGAAUGCGCUCUCUCCAAUGUCUGCCACAUUCCCAUCGAAGCAGUAUGCCACUCUUGGCCCCAGCGACUCUGUCUCGCAGCGUGCCACGCCGACCACGCUGUACACGCCAGCGAGCGCAACAUUUCCGUACACGCCAGCAAGCGCCAUGAGUGGGACUGACACAGAUGUGCCUUCGAUCAGCGGCACACAGAAUGCGCGAAAUCCAUUCAACUUUCAGUCCGUCACCUAUCAGCCAGGCCGACCACAGGCGCAGCAGAAUGAUAUUGGACGAAGACGAGGGCACAAGUACAAGCAUAGCAGCGUAUCCCAUCAAAUCUUCCUCGAACCGGCGCCUCGCGCUCCCCUCCAGCUUCCAGCGUCCCUGCCCAUCCCAACCUUCAAGGAGUACCGAUCGUCCAUGUCCAAGGAUCAGAAGUUACGAUUGGGCUGGUGUUUUGGUCAUCUUCUUGUCGCAGGACUUGUGCAAUGGGGCUCCCACGAAUCCCUAGCGCUCACAGUCCUGUCUCGUCUCAUAUUCUACGAUGCAAUUGGUGCUUUCUUGUGCGUUGCAGUCGAUGUCGGCUCCAACUUUGAGGUCUGGAAACGCUCCAGCAUCCGUCAUCCGUUUGGGUUUGAGCGUCUCGAAGUCAUCGCGGGACUGGGCAUGUCGGUUGGCCUCUUGUUCAUGGGCCUGGAUCUCAUCUCGCAUGGCUUGACACAUGCUCUGGAGAAUACUGGUGGACAUGCGGCACACCACACGGACGAACACGAGCGAGUCUCUCCUGGUAGCAUCGACCUUUCUGCUUUAAGCGGGAUCGUUUCAACGCUCAUCUCUGCCAUCUUGCUAAAGAACCAUGCUCGUAUCGGCAAAGUGAUGAGACUAGGCGCCAUUGCGAACCUGCCUUCAGUCCUGAGCAACCCGUCUCACUUCCUGACUCUGUCCUGCUCAGCCUUAUUGCUGCUUCUGCCUUUGCUUAGCAUACAGAUGUACGUUUGGCUAGACCGCACUUUGUCCUUUUCUGUUGCAAUUUGCAUGGUUGCGUUGGGCUGGAUUCAGGGAUGGACGCUGGGCAAGAUGCUACUCAUGUCCUACUCGGGCACAGGAGUAUCGGACGUCAUGUACGACCUUGAGACGGACCCAGCUGUGAGCGCAGUCGAAGAGGCAAAGUUCUGGCAGGUUCAUUACGGAUUGUGUCAGGCGAACUUGAAGGUCCGAGUACGGAAUUUGGACGAGAUAGGACGUCUGCGCGAUCGAAUCGGCAGCAUGGUACGGAAUCGUCUGGGUGGAAGCUAUGGCAGUGGGGGACAGAAGUGGGAGGUUUCUACCCAGAUUACCCUUGAGAAGGACUGA
Messenger RNA from Ascochyta rabiei, 1452 nucleotides. RefSeq names its product cation diffusion zinc membrane transporter Zrg17. The record is from RefSeq and is a predicted model, not a curated record. Gene Ontology annotation, biological process: transmembrane transport; monoatomic cation transport. The transcript is spliced from 2 exons. Gene Ontology annotation, cellular component: membrane. NCBI's taxonomy places the organism in Eukaryota, Fungi, Ascomycota, Dothideomycetes, Pleosporales, Didymellaceae. The coding region runs from base 1 to 1452 and encodes 483 amino acids. Gene Ontology annotation, molecular function: monoatomic cation transmembrane transporter activity.